CGAUGGUGCUAGAGAAGUUGAGGCUAGGAUGCGGGAUGUGGCGAGAGUUAGGCUGUUGGGCGCUUGUGGGUUGGUUGUCGAGCGCAUGUUGAGGGGUGGGAAGGGAACGGGAGCGGGAACGGGAGAAGGCGCGGAAGGGAGGGGUGAUAGGUUGGUGUUGGCGGCCAAGGUGCUCGUUUUGAAACGCUUGCUAGUAUCGAGUUUUGGCGCGAGGGACGGGGUGGAUGAAGGGGUGAGGAAGGCGGUUGAGGCGGCGAGGAAGAGUUUGGGUAGCCUGAGGAGGAGACUGCUUAGGGCGGUUGAGAAGGUAUUGGAGAAGAUUGGCGACGGGGUAGAUCGAGGCGAUAUUCUCAAGGCCUUGACCGCGUAUAGUCUGGCUUCGAGUUCUGGCGCGAGAGAUGUGUUGCGUCAUUUUCUCAGCGUGAGGGCUGAAGCUAUGACAUAUGAAUUCGACUCUGGGGAGCACGAGAAGGAAAGGGAUACCGAAAACGUCUUGAAAGGCCUUGAUUUAUAUACGAGGACGCUUCUGGACGUGCAAGCAUUGGUACCUAGCAAACUCUCUGAUGCACUGCUUCGGCUCAAAAAGCAGCACUUGUUAGCAGAUGAAUCACUCCAGGGGCUAGAGGGCCUCCGACUCGACAUAUUCGAGAAGUGGUGUGGAGAGGAGAUACAGUAUUUCACUCCCUUUAUCCGCCAUGAUGACCUAGUUGGAAAACAGGCUAGAGAAAUGCUCACGGGCUGGGCGACGAAAGGUGGCGAGAUACUUCUCCAAGGUCUCAGGAGGACCCUGGAGCACGUUUCCGAGUUCAAGACUAUUGUGGAUCUAAGGACUAGUGUUCUUCAACAUUGGAUUAAGGACGGCGGGAAAGCUAGGGGAUUUGACCCGUCUGUUAUGCUUAACGGUAUACGGGAAGCUAUCGAUGAUCGGCUCUUGCACAUUUUGGAAGCCAAAGUGGCCAAGCUCAAGCUAGUCGGGUCCGAGGUGACUGCAACUCUCGAAGCAUGGCACCCUGGCACGACCGACAAGCAUCAUAGUUUAUGGGAUGAAGAGAUGCUGGAUAUAGAUGUGUCGGGUAGCGCAACCCAUGUUACUCGCGAAGUCAUCUCUCGUCUGUACGGGCGAAACGAUGCCGUGGCCAAGGUAGUCACCAGCUACGAGUCGUGGCAUCAUGUUAUUGACAGCGCAGAUGACUUAAUCAGCCAGCUCAAACGCCAGCGCUGGGAUGAUGAUGUGGAGGAGAUAGAAGAUGAGGAUGUCAUUGCAGAGCGCCAAAAACUAUUAAGCAAAGACGACCCCGAAUUGCUAAAGAAGAAAUUGGAUGAAACUACCGUCCAAGCUUUCAAAGAUCUAAAUGAGCAUUUGACGACUGUCUGGAAAUCGAAAUCAGAUAGCCCGGACAACGGUCCUAUUUCCAUGUACCUCUUGCGGAUUCUUAGGGAUAUCCGCAGCCGACUACCCGAAUUGGAAGACAUCAAAUCUUUUGGCUUGGAGAAUGUACCGUCUCUACAUGAGAAACUAGCAGCUCACGUGUCGGUCUCGCCUCUCGAGGAAUUCGCUUCGACGACCCUAGCGAGAAGACAUGUAGCCGGCCGAGCGUUAUGGGAAGGAGAACCACCCUUGCCAGCACAACCGUCCCCCGGCACAUUCAAACUUCUACGCAACCUUGUCAUGUCCAUGGGAGAUGCAGGUUUGGACCUUUGGACACCUGCCGCUGUGGGUGUUCUGAAGCGAACAUUUAGCAAGCAACUCGUUGAAGCAUGGCGCGAAGAAUUUAACUCCGAAGCCACAGAUGGCCAAAAUAUAGGCGAAGCGAGUGAGGAAAAGUCAUCGGAGAAUGAAAACGACGGCCCGUCAGAAGCUCCAGAAAAUUCAUCAGAGAAUGAGAAGGAUACGCAAGAAAAAUUCGAGAAGAACAACGACAUAUACAUCCAGUGGCUCUACGACAUCCACCUCAUUAUACAAUGUCUCGGUACUGAAGUUAGCUCGGAGGAAUCGUUCAAAGCUUUUGUAGAGGAGAUUUCCGAAAGGACGGGAUUAGAAAAGGGAGCUCAAGAGAAGCUGGCGAAGACAUCGCAGGAAUAUUGGAAGAGGACGAGCUUGUUAUUUGGGCUGCUCGCAUGAUACCCAUGACU
This is a messenger RNA of Annulohypoxylon truncatum, 2133 nucleotides long. RefSeq lists its product as uncharacterized. The record is from RefSeq and is a predicted model, not a curated record. The transcript has a single exon. Gene Ontology annotation, biological process: intra-Golgi vesicle-mediated transport. Gene Ontology annotation, cellular component: Golgi apparatus; COG complex. The coding region runs from base 29 to 2122 and encodes 697 amino acids. Lineage: Eukaryota; Fungi; Ascomycota; Sordariomycetes; Xylariales; Hypoxylaceae.